Penicillium hordei is the source of this 183-nucleotide messenger RNA. RefSeq lists its product as uncharacterized. The record is from RefSeq and is a predicted model, not a curated record. The coding region runs from base 1 to 183 and encodes 60 amino acids. NCBI's taxonomy places the organism in Eukaryota, Fungi, Ascomycota, Eurotiomycetes, Eurotiales, Aspergillaceae. The transcript has a single exon.
AUGGAAGAGAACAAAAGCAAGCGGAGUCAAAAGGUUGGAGGCAAAAAUGACAAAAAUUCCUCUGACCCGGGAUCGAACCAGGGACCUCAAGAUAACAAGUUCCUUGCAGAACAGGGCAAUUACAGUCUUGCGCUCUUCCAGCUGAGCUAUCAGAGGAGAUUAUUGGAAGCUUUCAGAUUUUAG